AUGACUGGCAAAACACAGACCAGCAAUGUCACCAAUAAGAAUGACCCAAAGUCCAUCAACUCCAGAGUCUUCAUUGGUAAUCUGAACACAGCUAUUGUCAAAAAAGGCGACAUUGAAGCAAUCUUUGCAAAGUAUGGGAAAAUAGUUGGCUGCUCGGUGCACAAAGGUUACGCGUUCGUACAGUACAUGAGCGAGAGGCACGCGAGGGCUGCAGUGGCAGGAGAGAAUGCCAGGAUCAUUGCAGGGCAGCCACUAGAUAUUAACAUGGCAGGAGAACCAAAACCAUACAGACCAAAACCUGGCAACAAGCGGCCACUUUCAGCACUUUACAGACUUGAAUCAAAGGAGCCUUUCCUGUCCGUUGGUGGUUAUGUCUUUGAUUAUGAUUACUACAGAGAUGAUUUCUACAAUCGGUUGUUUGAUUACCAUGGCCGUGUCCCCCCACCGCCCCGUGCAGUGAUUCCACUCAAACGUCCCCGUGUGGCUGUGACAUCAACUCGUAGAGGCAAAGGGGUUUUCUCCAUGAAGGGAACAUCACGAUCCACUUCAAGUGGGGCUUCUUCCUCAGGAUCCAAAUCACCCACCCGUCUUCCCCUGCCCCUUAUGUGGAGUGAUACUGUCCUUGGAAACGUGACUGGAAGAGGAAGAGAAAGAUCAGUGAAAUCAGAUGAGUUGCAAACGAUCAAGAAAGAAUUAACUCAAAUCAAAACAAAAAUUGACUCCUUGCUAGGGAGACUGGAAAAGAUUGAAAAGCAGCAAAAAGCUGAAGCAGAAGCCCAAAAGAAACAAAUGGAAGAUAAUGCUGAUUUGAUUCAAGAGGAAUGCAUAUCAGAGAAUGCAGAUAACUCUACGGAAGAGCCAAUUGAAGGAGGGCCAGAUGCAGAUGGGGAUGGAGAAGAUAUGACUGAUGGGAUAGAGGAGGAUUUUGAUGAGGAUGGCAGCAAUGAGCUGGCUGUAUUGGCUGAUACAGAAUUUUUUGAUUGA
Molecule: messenger RNA, 984 nt
Organism: Cinclus cinclus
Lineage: Eukaryota; Metazoa; Chordata; Aves; Passeriformes; Cinclidae
Gene: RALYL
Product: RALY RNA binding protein like
Exons: 9
Coding region: 1-984 (327 amino acids)
Cellular component (GO): nucleus
Molecular function (GO): RNA binding
Source: RefSeq, a predicted model, not a curated record